CUUUCUUUUUUAAUACAUUAUAACAUGUCCAAGAAGACACAAGCAGCUGAAGUUAUUGUGAAGCUUUUAGUUGGAGCUGGUAAAGCUUCACCUAGUCCCCCCGUUGGACCUGCUUUAGGUGCUCGUGGUGUAAAGUCGAUGGAUUUUUGUAAACAGUUUAAUGACAAGACAAAGCAUAUUAUGGUCGAUACACCUUUACCCACCGUCAUUACCAUCAAACCCGAUCGUACCUUCACAUUUGUCGUCAAGUCACCACCUACCACUUACUUUCUCAAGAAGGCUGCUGGUAUUCAAAAGGGCGCUCAAACUCCCGGUACAGAAGUCGUCGGCAACAUUAGUUUAAAACACGUGUAUGAAAUUGCAAAGAUUAAGCAAGGCGAUGAAAACUUGAAGCAUCUCUCAUUGGAAAGUAUCUCUAGUAGUAUCAUUGGUGUUGCAAAGAGUGUUGGCAUUCAAGUCAUUCAUUAAGGAACAUGGAAAGACUCUUUUCCUUCUCUCCAAGCAAUCCAUAUACGUACGCUCCUCCAACCUACACAACUACAUCAACACAAAUCACCCCCACUCGCCCUGUAUCAUAAUAGAAAGAUUUAAAAACAAAUUAUAUAAAAAAAAAAAAAAAAAAAUAAUACACACAAUGUAUAUAUAUAUAUUUAUAUUGGGACAGCGCAUUUAUGGGUGGG
Mucor mucedo is the source of this 680-nucleotide messenger RNA. Its product is annotated as 50S ribosomal protein L11. The transcript has a single exon. The record is from RefSeq and is a predicted model, not a curated record. Gene Ontology annotation, molecular function: large ribosomal subunit rRNA binding; structural constituent of ribosome. Gene Ontology annotation, biological process: translation. Gene Ontology annotation, cellular component: mitochondrial large ribosomal subunit; ribosome. NCBI's taxonomy places the organism in Eukaryota, Fungi, Mucoromycota, Mucoromycetes, Mucorales, Mucoraceae. The coding region runs from base 25 to 468 and encodes 147 amino acids.